AAGAUGGCGGCGGCGGCGGGGCAGCGCCGCGGGCCCGGCGGGCGCUGAAGCCGCUUCCGCCGCCGCCGCUCUCCAGCACUAAACAUGGCGGAGUCGGUGCUGGAAGUUGUGGGCCGGCUGCAGGCGCGGCUGGCGGGCAGCGCCGAGCCCAAGAAGCUGCUGAAGAGUCUGAAGAGGCUGUCAGAGUUACCCAUCACCGUUGACAUUCUCGUGGAGACAGGAGUUGGGAAGACUGUGAACAGCCUGAGGAAACACGAGCUGGUGGGAGACUUUGCCAAGGACCUGGUGGCCAGGUGGAAGAAGCUGGUGCCAGUGGCCCAGGAGGCAGAGCGAAAUAACCUGGACUCUGAAGAGCGUGACUACGAGAGGAGCAGCUCGAGCAAAAGGCAUCAGGAAUCCUCCCUCAGAGAGGAUGAGGAGGCUGAUCAGGAGUACUCAGAACCCUUCCAGCCUUCUUGCAGCCAGUCCUAUAGCCCAGAUCACAGGGAAAAGAAGUCCAAAAGACAUCCUAGGCCUGAGAGAGCCUAUGAGACUUACAGCUACAGCAGCCACCAGAAGGGCUGGGGCAGAUCCUCGCCGGUGCUCUCCUCAGACCAGGAGUACUCGGACUGUGGGCAGGCAGUGUCACCCGAGCCCAGCGAGAGCCCUCAGGAUGUGGACACAGACCCUUACGCCUCCGAGGAGCAGGAAGAGGCAGCACUAUUCCCUGGGAAAGGCAGUAAAGGGCACAGCUUGCAGGAGAAGCUCGGGGCGGGCCGGGAGCGCGGCUCCGGCGAUUUCUGCGACAAAGGGAGCGCGAGCCGGAGCAGAGAGCACAAAUCCUCGCACAAGAAGCAGCGGCUCGAUGGCAGAGGGGACGACAGGAGCUCUGCCUUCAGCCCCGAGAGGUUGCACAAGGUGGCAGUGGCCGGCAAGGAGAAGCAGAGGACAUCAGAGGGCAGCAAAAAGGAGAAGAAUCGGGAAAGCGGCGCCUCCAGGAAGGAGAAGUCGCACUCCUUGCAGCACUCGGAGGAGUCUUUGGACAACCAUGUCAAGAAGCAAAAGCAUCGGGACUCUGAGAAGAGCAAAUUGGAGAAGUCCAAGCAGAGCCUGGAGAGCUCUAACUCAGAGAAACGGAAAGCUGAGAGUGACUCAGGAAAUAGGAUCAAGGAAAAGGGGGGGUCUGGGAGCUUAAAGUCUUCGGAGGGGAAGCGCAAAAGCUCGGAUGUGGACAAAAAAUCAGUGGGUUUUUCCUCAAAUUCUGGGGAGGGGGAAGCGGAGGAUGAGUUUGAACAACCUACAAUGUCGUUUGAGUCAUAUCUCAGCUAUGACCAGCCCCAGAAAAAGAAAGUGGUCAAACCUUCAGCUGGGUCAGCUGGGGACAAAGACCGAGGGCACAGCAAACAGAACGGAUCCAAAGCCAGUACCAACAGCUCGAGCUCCAGUCAGAAGAGUCCAAGCCACAAGAGAACAAGUGAGAAAAAGGCAGAGAAGAAAACCCCAGAGCCUCCUAAACCAAAGAGGAUCAUUUUAGACGUGGUCCCGACGUUACCAGACAUCCCCCUGCCCCCCAUCCAGGCCAAUUAUCGUCCUCUUCCCUCCAUCGAGUCCAUCCCCUGCUCCCAGACAAAAAGGAAAGCAGUGUCCUCGCCAGUGGAGGAGAGCGAAGCUGGUUUCACAGGCCGACGCUUAAAUUCCAAAAUGCAGGUGUACUCUGGCUCCAAAACUGCCUACCUCCCAAAGAUGAUGUCCCUGUACCAGCAGUGUAUCAGGGUCCUCAGUAACAACAUCGACUCAAUCUAUGAAGUGGGUGGAGUCCCUUUCUCUGUGCUGGAACCAGUGUUGGAGAGGUGCACCCCGGAGCAGCUGUACCGCAUCGAGGAGUGUAACCAUGUGCUGGUGGAGGACACGGACCAGCUGUGGCACAACCACUGCCUGCGGGACUUCAAGAACGAGAAGCCCGAGGAGUUCGAGUCGUGGCGGGAGAUGUACCUGCGGCUGCACGACGCGCGCGAGCAGCGCCUGCUCAUGCUGGCCCGCAACAUCGGCUCUGCCCACGCCAACAGACCCAAAGGGAGAGUGGCCAAGAUGGCAUUUGUGAACUCUGCAGCGAAGCCGCCUCGGGACGUUCGGAGGAGACAGGAGAAGUUUGGAACUGGAGGCCCCCUUCUCCCAGAGAAGACCAAAAUAAAACCAGUCCUGUACACAUCCAGCAAAAGCCACGCUCGGGCGAGCGAGGAGCAGUCCUACGACGGGCCCAGCACCAGCAGCGCCCACCCGGCCCCAUCUUCAGGUAGCACCUUCUCCUCCUACGACCCCAGGAAACCCCCUGUGAAGAAAAUUGCACCAAUGAUGGCAAAGACUAUCAAAGCUUUCAAAAACAGGUUCUCUCGGAGAUAAGCUUGCAGUGCUGAGCUGGGCCUUUCUCUCUUGGGGAGGAGUGGCACUGGAGGGGGAGAAGGCACCCAAACAGCCCUUCCUUAUCUUUGAACUCUUCGGAGGCUACAGCUGCUGGGAGAAGCUUCAGUCUGCACAAGAUGACGGCACAGUAUUUUAUCUUUUAUUCUGGUCCCUUUCUCAGUGUCAAGCCCCCCUCUUUUACCCCCUGUCCUCAACAUUCUGUUUCUGGCUUUGUCAUCCAUCGAAAGAAGGGUGUACAGAAUCUCCUGACACAGGAAAAUGUGAAAUCUUGGCACCUGCUGAGAGUGGAAGAUCCAGAGACUUAUUUACUAUUUAACCUCUUAAUAAAUUAUAAAAUGGUUUUAAUUAAUA
Messenger RNA from Passer montanus (Eurasian tree sparrow), 2751 nucleotides. RefSeq names its product elongin A (gene ELOA). The transcript has 11 exons. Bases 85 to 2379 code for a protein of 764 amino acids. Gene Ontology annotation, biological process: transcription elongation by RNA polymerase II. The record is from RefSeq and is a predicted model, not a curated record. Gene Ontology annotation, molecular function: protein binding. Lineage: Eukaryota; Metazoa; Chordata; Aves; Passeriformes; Passeridae. Gene Ontology annotation, cellular component: elongin complex; nucleus.